This is a messenger RNA of Musca vetustissima, 695 nucleotides long. It is a transcript of the gene Apt1, whose product is annotated as acyl-protein thioesterase 1. Gene Ontology annotation, biological process: protein depalmitoylation. The transcript is spliced from 5 exons. The record is from RefSeq and is a predicted model, not a curated record. Bases 1 to 654 code for a protein of 217 amino acids. Lineage: Eukaryota; Metazoa; Arthropoda; Insecta; Diptera; Muscidae. Gene Ontology annotation, cellular component: cytoplasm. Gene Ontology annotation, molecular function: carboxylic ester hydrolase activity; palmitoyl-(protein) hydrolase activity.
AUGUCCAUUGCACCCGUUAUUAUAGAGGCUACAGCCAAACAUACGGCUACGUUGAUAUUUAUGCAUGGUCUUGGCGAUACUGGCCAUGGUUGGAGCAGUGCUUUGGCUGCCAUACGUCCAGCCUGCAUGAAAGUGGUUUGCCCCACGGCACCAACACAACCCGUUUCAUUAAAUGCUGGUUUUCGUAUGCCAUCAUGGUUUGAUUUAAAAACUUUGGAUAUUUCCGGCCCUGAAGAUGAGGAAGGCAUUAAGCAAGCUUCACAGAAUAUCCAUACCAUGAUCAAUACCGAAAUUGAAAAAGGGGUGCCAGCUGAACGUAUUGUUCUAGGGGGUUUUUCACAAGGUGGAGCCUUGGCCCUGUACUCGGCCCUAACCUACAACAAACCGCUGGCCGGUGUUGUGGCUCUAUCCUGUUGGCUGCCAUUGCAUAAACAAUUCCCUGGGCUCAAAACAAAUUCCGAUGAAAUACCGAUUUUCCAAUGCCAUGGUGACUUUGAUCCCGUUGUACCCUAUAAAUUUGGCCAAUUGAGUGCUAGCUAUUUGAAGAACUUUAUGAAAAAUGUUACCUUCAAAACCUACAAUGGUUUGUCGCAUUCAUCUUCGGAAGAGGAAAUGGAUGAUAUGAAGGACAUUCUUGCUAAAUGGGUAAAUUAAUUUAAAAACUCAUGUUUUAUCUUGAUUUUUGGGUUUUCUUU